Callithrix jacchus (white-tufted-ear marmoset) is the source of this 2494-nucleotide messenger RNA. Lineage: Eukaryota; Metazoa; Chordata; Mammalia; Primates; Cebidae. The record is from RefSeq and is a predicted model, not a curated record.
UGGUCACUUUAAGGAGGGCUGUCCUAAAACCUGGAGCCUGUUGCCGAAAGUGAAACCUUAGUGGUUCAGACAAAGAUCAUGGUUGGGACUAGCUGGCCACAGAUGAAGCCUCAGACCAGAAACACGGUGGCACGAAUGGAUCCAGACACAUUCUUCUACAACUUUUAUAAUAGACCCAUCCUUUCUCAUCGGAACACCGUCUGGCUGUGCUACGAAGUGAAAAUGAAAACAAACGACCGCUCGAGGCCCCCUUUGGUUGCAAAGAUCUUGCAAGGCCAGGUCUAUUCAAAGCCUCAACACCACCCAGAGAUGAGAUUCCUCCAUUGGUUCCGAAAGUGGAAGCUGCAUAGUGACCAGGAAUACGAGGUCACCUGGUUUGUGUCCUGGAGCCCCUGCCCAGUGUGUGCAAGGAAUGUGGCCGAGUUCCUGACUGAGGAUGGGAAGGUCACUCUGACCAUCUUUGUGGCCCGCCUCUACUACUUCUGGAUCCCACAUUACCGGGAGGAGCUUCGCAGACUGUGUCAGAGAAGAGACAGUCCACAUGCCACCAUGAAGAUCAUGAGUUAUGGCGAAUUUCAACACUGUUGGGACAAGUUCGUGGACAACCAAAGAUUGUAUAAGCCUUGGAAUAAGCUGCCUAAACAUUAUACAUUACUGCACAUCACGCUGGGGGAGGUUCUCGGACACCUGAUGGAUCCAGACACAUUCACUUACAACUUUACCAAUGACCCUUCGGUCCUUGGACGGCACCAGACCUACCUGUGUUACGAGGUGGAGCACCUGCACAGUGGCACCUGGGUCCCGCUGCACCAGCACAGGGGCUUCAUACUCAACGAGGCUUCAAAUAGUCUCAGUUUCCCUGAAGGCCGCCAUGCAGAGCUGUGCCUCCUGGACCUGAUUUCCUUUUGGAAGCUGGACCUGGCCCAGUGCCUCAGGGUCACCUGCUUCAUCUCCUGGAGCCCCUGCUUCUGCUGUGCCGAGAAGGUGGCUGAAUUCCUUCAAGAGAACCCACACGUGAACCUGCGCAUCUUCGCUGCCCGCAUUUAUGAUUAUCGCCCAGGAUAUGAGGAGGGGCUGCGCAGGCUGAGCUGGGCUGUGGCCCCAAUUUCCAUGAUGAAAUACAGUGAGUUUAGGCACUGCUGGGACACCUUUGUGGAUCACCACAGACGCCGCUUCAAGCCCUGGGAGGGCCUAGAUGAGCACAGCCAAGCCCUGAGUGGGAGGCUGCAGGCCAUUCUCCAGGGAAACUGAUGAAUGAUCCUCAGUCUCUAAGGAAGGCAGAGACCUGGGCUGAGCAGCGGAAUAAAAGAUCUUCUUCCAAGAAAUGCAACCGGGCUGUUCACCGCCAGCUGCAGCUGAUCACAGAUGCCAGCAAAGCAAUUCACUCCUGACAAGUAGAUUAUUUUAAAAAUUAGAGUGUGUAAGGUUAGUGUAGUCAAAGGAGAAAAGACCCUAAGUCAGGCGAGCAUGUUUUAUUAACCGGCCGGGCUGCCCCACAACAGUCGGAGGAGGCAGCCCCGAGCUUAUAAAACGAGGGGUUUAUAUGGGGUGAGAGGAGCAUAAGGGAGUUUCGGGACUGAGAUAAUCUAUCCGCUUGUAACAGGCAGAGAUAUUUUGUUAACUUGUGACCUACUUACAAUACAUCAUCCUGUGACUUUUGUGGGGGCAGUUUUUUAAAAAAUCAGGGUUUUACAGAUAUGUUUUAAGCAGGAAUUUACAAGUGUGGAUAGCAAACACUGGUUUUCCCCUGUCCUCUCCCAAGCUGCCCGGAUGGCUGUAAUCAGGCUUUGCAGCCUUGACCUGGCACCCGGAUAGGAGUUCAGAAAUGCAGCUGCGGAGCACCAGAGUGUGCAGGGCUCAGCUUUCGUGGAGGGGGUUUCUGAGGCAGCUUGUCCCUAACAGGGAGAAUUACUUUUAAUCAAAAAUGUAUGCGAUAUUUCAGGAAUACAGUAGUGAGACUGCUCAGAAAGGUUUCAAACCUACUCAUCUGGUGAUGAAUUGAAUUGGCUUCAUGUUAAAACGUGUGCUCUGAAUGAGGAGACCCCUAAACAGGCUUUGUGUGAGCAACAUGGCUGUUUAUUCGUCUGGGUGUGGACGGGCUGAGGCCGAACAUGGAGUCAGCAAAGGGCAGUGGGAUAGGAGUUGAUUUUAUAGGUUGUGGGGAAAGUUACAAAAAAGGCAGUGGAAAGUUACAAAAGUUACUUUAGGGAUGUUUUUUGAAAGUUGGGAGGGGGUCAUAGGUUUGCAAGCUGGGAGGGGGUUGUAGGGUGUGGAGUCAAGGUCGGUUACAAAGUCCGCUGGCUUUGUCAAUUGAGGCGGGAGUAAGAAACAAUAGAAUAAUGUCUCAGGGUAGUUAUGCGCAGCAGGGGUUAGGCGUUGAUGGUUUCUUACAGGGACUCACCGGGGUGUGCGUGCAGAUCACAGAGGUGAUCCUGCUGUUCAUGGCCCGGCCUUAAACUUUAUGUAAAAGAAUAAAAUGAAAUACUAAUUUUUU